Fraxinus pennsylvanica is the source of this 1008-nucleotide messenger RNA. NCBI's taxonomy places the organism in Eukaryota, Viridiplantae, Streptophyta, Magnoliopsida, Lamiales, Oleaceae. The record is from the annotation of a GenBank genome assembly.
AUGGAGGAAAGUGAGUUGUGUAAUUGGAGUAUAAUUCGAUCCAUAUUGGCCAUUCUUCAAUGGUGGAGUUUCAAUGUCACUGUUAUAAUCAUGAACAAAUGGAUCUUUCAGAAAUUGGAUUUCAAGUAUCCUUUAUCAGUCUCGUGUAUACACUUCAUAUGCUCAGCAAUCGGCGCAUACCUGGUAAUUAAAGUGCUGAAACUUAAGCCGCUUAUUCCAGUUGAAACUGAAGAUCAUUGGAGGAGGAUUUUUCCCAUGUCGUUUGUAUUUUGUAUCAACAUAGUUUUGGGGAAUGUGAGCCUGCGUUAUAUACCUGUUUCUUUUAUGCAAACCAUAAAGUCGUUUACCCCGGCAACAACUGUUAUCUUGCAGUGGCUAGUCUGGAGAAAGCACUUCGACUGGCGAAUUUGGGCUUCUUUGAUUCCUAUUGUCGGAGGGAUUCUCCUCACUUCUAUGACAGAGCUUAGUUUUAAUACAUUUGGGUUUUGUGCUGCUUUAUUCGGCUGCCUUGCUACUUCGACCAAGACCAUCCUUGCAGAGUCUCUACUACAUGGUUACAAAUUUGAUAGCAUAAACACGGUCUAUCGUAUGGCACCAUUUGCAACUAUGAUCCUGGCUGUACCAGCUGUGCUACUGGAAGGAUCAGGGGUUAUAGAAUGGUUACAUACAUGUCCUUCACUUUCGAAUUCUCUCGUCAUUAUUUUUGGGUCGGGAGUGUUAGCAUUUUGCCUAAACUUUUCUAUCUUUUACGUCAUUCAUUCUACAACCGCUGUCACCUUUAAUGUUGCAGGAAACCUUAAGGUUGCAGUUGCGGUUACAUGUUCAUGGCUCAUUUUUCGGAACCCAAUUUCGGAUUUGAAUGCCAUUGGAUGUGCUAUUACACUAGUUGGAUGUACAUUCUACGGGUACACAAGGCAGAUGCUCUCGCAACAGCAACCAGGGACCCCUCGGAUUCUGAGGGGCUCAACAGAGUUGAGUCCUUUGGUCAACGAAAAAUUAGACAAAUGA